Messenger RNA from Solenopsis invicta (red fire ant), 4420 nucleotides. RefSeq names its product NECAP-like protein CG9132. The transcript has 3 exons. Gene Ontology annotation, biological process: endocytosis. Gene Ontology annotation, cellular component: clathrin vesicle coat; membrane. Lineage: Eukaryota; Metazoa; Arthropoda; Insecta; Hymenoptera; Formicidae. The record is from RefSeq and is a predicted model, not a curated record. The coding region runs from base 159 to 944 and encodes 261 amino acids.
GUGACUCAAGAUAGAGUUAUCAAAUCACGGUUGAUCACAGCGGACAUUUGUCAAGAGAGCGCAAACGAACCUUCAAAACGGUAAUCUUGUGAGGAGGGUCCCUCCUGUGAUUGUUUUCUUGUAUUCGUCUCCCGUGAAGAUCAUCAUCGGCAGACACGAUGGAGACGUACGAGAGUGUCCUCCUAGUGAAGUCUGAGGUGUUUGUCUUCAAAAUUCCGCCAAGGUCGACCAACAGGGGUUAUCGGGCAGCCGAUUGGAACCUACAAGAACCCUCCUGGACCGGUCGCAUGCGACUGGUGUCACAAGGCGACAGCAUUACGAUAAAACUGGAAGACAAGAUCACGGGCGAGCUGUUCGCCAAGUGUCCCAUCGAACAGUAUCCUGGGAUAGCGGUAGAACCAGUCACUGAUUCGUCCCGAUACUUUGUCCUGAGGAUCCAAGAUGAUAACGGACGGUCAGCGUUUAUAGGUGUCGGCUUCUUAGACAGGUCUGACAGUUUUGAUCUGAAUGUUGCUCUUCAGGAUCACUUUAAAUGGUUAAAGAAUCGAGAGCAGAUCGAGAAGGAGAAGGAGAAGCCAAAACAGGAGUUAGAUCUCAGAUUUAAGGAAGGGGAAACCAUCAAGAUUAACAUGAAGAUUACUAAAAAGGAUGGUAGCGAGGUUGCGUCCAAAUCCAAACAACGUGCUAACUCAGCUGUGGGUCUUCCGCCUCCUCCGGGUGGUGUCAAAAUUGCUCCACCACCUGCAAAGACGCCUACUUCCUCACCCGCGCAUAAGCCACCACAAAGUCAAAAUCAAGAUGGUACGAGUUCGGAGUGGGGCGAGUAUGCCAGUGCUUCUCAAUCGGCAUCGACAUCGGCGCCAGCAUCAGCAUCAGCAUCAGCAUCAGCACCAGCACCAGCACCAGCAGCGCCCACAGUUAAUGCCAGUUGGGUGCAAUUCUAACUUUUAAAAUAUAUGUAUAUAAUAUUAUACAUAGAUAUUUACUUCAGUAUAUGCACAUAGUGAUUUUUAAAUGGAUGGUCAAGCUUUAGAAUAUAUUUUUUUCAUCUUGCUAAAAAAAUUUGGACUAAUAAUUAUUGAAAAUUUUUUGUUAAAUAAAUGUUAAUAAACAUUAUCUUAAUUUUUUGAUAUCUGAAAAUAUUUUGUAGAGUAUGCUAUAAUUUUUUUUCAAUUAUUAGAAUUUAUCUAAAAUUUGACCAUUUAUGCUGAAAUCAUUUUUGUAUAUUAAGGUAAAUGAAAUGAUUAUAUUCACACAUAUGAUAUGAUAGAUGUAUUAAGCUAGAGAUGUUAAGAUGACUAUUGGAAGAAUGUCUGUGAAUAGUGGAAAGAGAGUCUGAUGUAUAUUUUCCAAUACUGUAUAGCGUGCAAUGAAAAUUGUAACAACAUUUAUGAGAGAGAUGAUAUUUUUCCAGCAAAGAAAGAAGUCUUGAAAGACUAACUUAUAUCAAGCUUAUCCAAAAAAAUGCUUUUAAAAAUAAAUCAAAUAAUCGAUUAAAAUUUACUUUUGAAAUGUGGUUUACUUUUGUCUGGAAAAAUGUUUAAUUUAUCAAAGUUUUAUUUCACAAAUUUAUUUAUAUUUGUUUUUUUUUGUUCUACAAUGAAACAAAAUUGUCCUUUUUUCGAUUGUUGUACGAUUUUCCAGCACUCUAUAUAAUAGUAUUGUACUUAUAAAUACCAUUCAGAAAUUCACUUUAAUUGCUUUUGGACAUUCAGUGUAUUUGAAGAUAACACAACACAAUUUUUUGUAUAUGUAAAUGUCGAUAUAUCAGAUGCAUUUAGUGCCUUGUACAAACUAGUCUAAUAAAUUAGAAGCAAAUUCGAGGCAAAUCGCAAUAGGUAAUAUGUCUGUAUUUAGUACUUACAAAGGCACAGUAUGACAUUCGAUUUAUCUAUCUUUUUAAUUUCUGCAAACAAAAUAUUAGAUGAUUUUAGUGUUGUAUAUAAACAAACAUUAUUUUAAGCAUUUAGUAACUAUUUUAACUAUUUCUUAAUUUACACACACAAAAAAAACGUUGAGAAUACAUUUUUGUAUAUCUGUAAAUUUUGCAACAAAAUGUUUUAUUAAAUGCUUUUUUAUUUGUAUAAUUCGCUCAUAAAUUGAACAUUAUAUGGUUGCAAAAUAUCGGUGAGGGCUGUCGAAUGCUGUCUUUUUAUUAAAUAAUGUUAGUCUAUAUUUUAUUUAUUACAUUAUUUAAUAUUGUGAGAAACAGUAUUAAAUCCUAAGGAUGUGUUAAGCUUCCCAUGGAUGCCUUUCAUUAUUUUUUUAUAAAUAUCAUUUUAUAUAAAUUGUUUUUAUAUCAGAAUUUGUUUUAACGAAACAAUUACAUCUUAUAAUUUUAGAAUGUAUUAACAUAUCAAUAAAAUUUGCAAAACGCGAGCAAUUAGAUGUAAAGGAAGAAUAAUUCUCUCAAUCAAUUAAAAUUGACGUUUUAAUAAAUUAUAAAUUUUAUAGCAAAAUUUAAUGAUAUUUAGUUAAUCUGUUUAAUAUUAACUUAAUCUGUUAGUUCUAUUUUCUAGUAUUUUUCAUUGCACAUUUUUUUGUUGAUUGUUUAAGAAAGUAUAUAAUAUAUAUCUAAUACAUAAUAACAAUAUAGUAUUUGGCCUCGACCGUUAGCUUGCAACAUUUGUAAAUAUUAAAGGCCUAUUAUAAAAAAAUAUGGCCUAAUUCCCUUAUACAUUGAGUGUCCCAAAGUUAUUCAUUCAAUUUUAAUACACUUGAAUCAAGCUAGGUUUAAAAAAAAAUAGCAGCAAAAUUGUAUCAUAUUUUAAAUUUAUUAUUCUUUUCUCUAAGCUACUUCGUUUUUUGUCUCGCAUGUGUUAAUUGAUAUAUUCUUGCCGGAAAUAAGCUUAAACAAGAAAAGAAUCUUUGAUGAUAUUACAAAAGAAUAUUUUUACAUUUUUAUGAGUUUUAAAAUGUUUUUUAAUCGAUCGGAAAACUAAACGAUUAAAAAACCAAGUCUCGAAAUUGAUGUAUAAAUCCUAUACUAGAUUCUAUAACAAUUGAAUUUUUUGUUCAGUAAGUGACAAAGAUAGGUGUUACAAUUUUUCUUAGAUUUGAAUUAAACUUUACUUCUCUUUCAAAUCUCUAAGAGAAGUAUUCGUAAAGAAUCAUUUUACAUCUACAUAUCUCAUAAGCAUUAUGUAUAAGUUAUUGGAAGGGUGUUAUACUGGAAACAUCAUUUCCCUUUACAUCUAAAGGAGAAAAUGUAUAAAUUUUCGAGGUAACGAGAAACAAACGUUCCUCUGGUGAAAAAAGUAGAAUCUGCUAUGCUAUCUAUAACUCGUUACUUAGAUUAUAAAUUGUACAAUGUUAUGUACAUUAUUCCGUGCUAAAUUUUAAUGUAAAAUGUAGAAUAACAUUGUUAAAUAUAUUAUUAGUGUGAAUCUUGUUGAAUGAGUGUUUAGGCGCAAUUUCAUAUUACAUAUAUUAUUUCUUUUUAUUUAUAGGAACUGUCUCAAAAAAGUGCGAAGUGUCAGCGGAGAAUGUGUUAUAAGUUAUAUACAGAUGUUAGCCCCGAAUCAAAGAGUUAAUGUUUAACGUUUAUUAAUGUUUAAAAAAUUACGAAAACUUUUAUAUAUAUUAUACAUAAGAAUUAUUCUUCGAAUUACAAUAGUUAAAUAUAUGCAUGUAAUAAAUGUUAUUUUAGAUUGACAAAUUUGUUAAUGUUAAUCAAGAUUUUGUUGUGGAAAUAAGUUAAAAUAUCUAAAAUUAUUGAAUCAUCCAAUAUUACAAACAAAAUAAUUUUAAUCAAACGCCAGAUACUAAUUUUUAUUUCAGAAAUAAUUUUUUAAAAUUUUCUUAAAAAUUAAUAAAUUUGAAGAAAUAUUUACUGUUUUAACACAAUUAGAAGCAAAAGUAUUUGUGUACUUAUGUAGAUAUUUAAAUGACUCUUCAUCAAAAAUCGUCACAGAAUUUUCUUUAAUACUUUUCUAAAUGAGAGAAACUCUAGUAUUUAAAAAAUUUUGUGUUUAUAGAUUUACAUCUUUUUGUUUUCAAAAACAAAAUCCAAAUUAGUUAAAAUUAUUAUAAAUAUAAAAAAUAGAAUUCUGCUGCUAUUUCAUGUCUUUCUUGGGACAUCCUGUAUGUUAAUCUUUAGCUCCUAAUCAGGUACUAAUAUAUCACAAAUACAUAAUCGUAUUACAAAGUGAUAUACAUAGAAAGCAAAUUAAAAAAGGAUAUCACUUGUAAUUAUUCUAGUAUUUUAUGGUAAUUGAAAAAAUUGUUACACAAUGUACUGUAUUAUGUAUGUGAUAGCAACUAAAAGAGAAUUGUAAUCCUGAUAUAUAUACAUAUAUUUGACAUUCCAUAUUUUUUAUUUUCUGUAAACACGUUGAAAAGAUAAAAAUAAAUACUGUGGAGGUUAAGAAUAUGAUUUUGAAAUCAUGUUCAAUAAUGGCUUGGAUCAGGUUUUAAUAAA